Myripristis murdjan (pinecone soldierfish) is the source of this 667-nucleotide messenger RNA. Its product is annotated as histone H1-like. Gene Ontology annotation, molecular function: DNA binding; structural constituent of chromatin. The transcript has a single exon. Gene Ontology annotation, biological process: nucleosome assembly. NCBI's taxonomy places the organism in Eukaryota, Metazoa, Chordata, Actinopteri, Holocentriformes, Holocentridae. Gene Ontology annotation, cellular component: nucleosome. The record is from RefSeq and is a predicted model, not a curated record. Bases 43 to 654 code for a protein of 203 amino acids.
UGUGAGAGUGUGUGAGAAGAGCAUAGACAGACGACAGCAACCAUGGCAGAAGUCGCUCCAGCCGCCCCUCCUGCCGCCGCUCCGGUCAAACCGCAGAAGAAGAAGGCGGCCGCCAAGCCGAGGUCGAAGAGCAGCCUCAGCGUCGGAGAGCAGGUCGUCCAAAUCCUUCAAGAGUCCAAGGAGCACAAAGGCGAGUCUCUGGCCGCCAUCAAGAAGAAGCUGGCCGCCCGGGGCUACGAUGUGGACAAGAACCGCAAGCGGAUUCUCCUGACGCUCAAGAAGCAGGCGGACAGCGGCGUCCUGCUCCAGAUCAAAGGCUCCUACAAGCUCAAGAAGGCCGACAAGCCCGCUAAGAAGCCCGGAGCCAAGAAACCCGUCAAGGCAAAGAAGCCCGGCGUCAAGAAAGCAGCAGGAACGCCCAAGAAAGCAGCUGCCGCUAAGAAAGCAAAGCCAAGCCCGGCCAAGAAGGCAGCCAAGAAACUUGCGGCCAAAAAAUCACCCAGCAAGAAGUCGGCUAAGAAACCAGCAGCUAAGAAGACCCCGAAGAAGAGCGGGACGCCCAAGAAAGCUGCCCCAAAGAAAGUGGCAGCAAAGAAACCAGCAGCAAAAAAGCUCGUCAAGUCCAAACCUAAAGCAAAGACAACCAAGAAGUGAGCAGCUCACCAUC